Polyodon spathula (Mississippi paddlefish) is the source of this 3554-nucleotide messenger RNA. Its product is annotated as ectoderm-neural cortex protein 1-like. Gene Ontology annotation, molecular function: protein binding. The coding region runs from base 259 to 2028 and encodes 589 amino acids. Lineage: Eukaryota; Metazoa; Chordata; Actinopteri; Acipenseriformes; Polyodontidae. The record is from RefSeq and is a predicted model, not a curated record. The transcript is spliced from 3 exons.
UGCUCUACGAAGUCAUAGACGUAAACGGUGAUCAGCUGUUGAACCGUCUUGGGCCUUUCCGGUUUGUACUGUUAUAUCUAAAACAAACUUCAUUAUAUUCUUAAAAACAAGCGCGUAUGUGCCAUGCAAACCUGGUGUUGCGGAAGACGUUUGGAGAAGUGAUUCCUGUCAGAAGUUAGUUUGUGGUUACUUGUAUAACUUGCAGAAGCAAAGACUUGAGGUUCUCACCAGUCUCUCGGUAAAAGCAAUUGACCUGAGAUGUCUGUCAGCAACCACGAGAAUCGGAAGUCGAGAUCGAGCUCCGGGUCGAUGAACAUCCAGCUGUUCCACAAGUCCUCGCACGCGGACAGCCUGUUGACGCAGCUCAACCUCUUGCGGAAGCGCUGCCUCUUCACGGACGUGGCCCUGCGGGCAGGGAGCCGGACCUUCCACUGCCACCGCGCAGUGCUGGCCUCCUGCAGCCGCUACUUCGACGCCAUGUUCAGCGGCGGGCUCAAGGAGAGCCGGGACGCCGAGGUGAACUUCCACGACUCCCUGCACCCGGAGGUCCUGGAGCUGCUGUUGGACUAUGCCUACUCUGCCCGGGUCCUCAUCAACGAGGAGAACGCAGAGUCUCUCCUGGAAGCCGGAGACAUGCUCCAGUUCCACGACAUCCGGGAUGCCUGCGCCGAGUUCCUGGAGAAAAACCUGCACCCCAGCAACUGCCUGGGGAUGAUGCUGCUCUCGGAUGCCCAUCGCUGCGAGCGCCUCUUCGAGCUCUCCUGGAGGAUGUGCCUGGCUAACUUCACCUCCCUCUUCAAGACCGAAGACUUCCUCGGCCUCCCCAAGGACAAGUUCCUGGAGCUGAUCCUGAGCGAGGAGCUGGAGGUGGAGGACGAGAUCCUGGUGUACGAGGCAGUCAUCGACUGGGUGAAGUACGACCUAGGGCGGCGGCACGAGGACCUCCCGGAACUGCUGCGCUGCGUUAGGCUGGCCCUGCUGCCCGAGUCUUACCUUCUGAAGAACGUGGCCUCCGAAGAGCUGGUGGUCGGCCACAAGCUGGGUCUGGAGAUCGUGGAAGAUGCCGUCAGGUGCAAGAUGAGGAUCUUGCAGAACGAUGGGGUGGUGACUGGGUUUUGCGCCCGCCCCCGCAAGGUCAACCAGGCGCUCUUGCUUCUGGGCGGCCAGACCUUCAUGUGCGACAAGGUGUACAUGAUAGACCGCAAGACCAAUGAGAUCACCCCCAAGACGGACAUCCCCAGCCCACGCAAAGAGUGCAGUGCCUGCGCAAUCGGCUGCAAGGUGUACGUGACCGGCGGGAGGGGCUCUGCGAAUGGGGCUUCCAAAGACGUGUGGGUGUACGACACCCUCCACGACGAGUGGUCCAAAGCGGCGCAAAUGUUGGUGGCCAGGUUCGGGCACGGAUCAGCUGAGCUCGAUCACAUGUUGUACGUGGUUGGCGGCCACACUGCUGUAGCUGGCUCGUUCCCUGCCUCCCCAUCCGUGUCCCUCAAACAAGUGGAGCAGUACGACCCGCAGACCAACAAGUGGACCCUCGUGGCACCUCUCCGGGAGGGCGUCAGCAACGCUGCAGUGGUUGGGGCCAAAAUGAAACUCUUUGUCUUCGGUGGCACCAGCGUCAACCGGGACAGGCUGCCCAAAGUCCAGUGCUUUGACCCUUGCGAGAAUCGGUGGACGGUGCCCACGUGUUGUCCUCAGCCUUGGCGCUACACCGCGGCGGCCAGCCUGGGAAACCACAUCAUAGUGAUUGGAGGGGACACCGAAUUCUCAGCCAGCUCAGCCUACCGCUUCAACAGCGAGACGUACCAGUGGUCGAAAUUUGGCGACGUCAUGGCAAAGAGGAUAAGCUGCCAUGCGGUGGCAUCGGGGAACAGACUAUAUGUAGUGGGUGGCUAUUUUGGCGCUCAGCGCUGUAAAACAUUGGACUGCUAUGAUCCCUCUACAGACACUUGGGACAGUGUCACCAGCGUGCCGUACUCGCUCAUACCUACUGCUUUCGUCAGCACUUGGAAAUACCUCUCUUCCUAGAACGUCAGGAGGACACAGUGUAUGGAAGAACUUUAUUGCCAGAGGUGUCUGGAAUUUUGACGACGUGUCUCACUGUCCUUCUGCAAUGUGAAAACGGCAGAUCAGAGACGAGUGGGGCUGGACGUUUUGAAGACUGUGCUGCAGUGACUGUGGACGCUGAAGCACUCUGGUCCUGGUUCCGUGUAGACCCUGUGUACACCGGGCUUUGUGAUGUCCAAUGGAAUGUUCUGCAAGCUUCUGUAAUGGAUAUUAUGCAUAUUCUUGUCGCUCGGUGUAAAUUAAGUGAGACGGUUUGGGGAUUUCCCACAGCAAUUUUGUCUUAAUUAUCAAUGAAACUGGUUUAUUUAAACCCUUCAGCAGAUGGUCUUUUUUAAAGUUAUAUAUACUGUCUUUACAGUUUGCAAAGGGGGCACAAACUACAAUUUUUCAAGAGCGCUUUGCUUGCUAAUACAGAACAGUUUAUAAAUGCUACAGUAUAUAAAUACAGGUUUGUUUUUAGUUUUUUUUUUCAGUACACUGGAGUAAUGUUCUGGGUAAGGCUUGAGUUAUUCAAGUUUUAUCUGACAGUUUUCAGAAGUUAAGUCCAUUUCAACUCGGGUGUAUCUGAUUUCAUGAAGCUCAUGGUAAGAACGGAAUUGCUGUGCAAAGGGAUUCUUGUUUUCAACGGAUACACUUUCUGUAGCUUUUUGUGAAGUUAUUUCAUUUUUUGAUGCCAUUAACAUUAUUAUUAGUUUUGUUAUCGUACUGAAUUUGCUGUGCAAAGAUUGAACUUUGAAACGUGUAAUUUUGUUAUUUAUUUUAUUAUUCUUCUGUAGGUCAGGUGAUUGUCGCUGCAUUCUCAGGGUAUAUAUUAUUGCCUCCAACCAACUGUAAUAGAUAAGGUGGUUAUAAAUAUUAAUUUUGUAUUUAUUGGACUUUAUUUUCCUGGUACAUGUAUACCCCCUUUGCCACACUAAAAUAAAGUAUUCUUGUAAAUUCAUAAUUUUGGACUAUUGAAAUAUGUAUCUUAAACUACAUAUGAAAGGACAAAGCACGCCAAGUCUGUGUUUCGGACAUGUUCCCUGUUCAAAUAAACCAUCCAGGACUCAAGCCAGUAACUAUACCUGGUAAACCUGAACCAAUGAAAUGCAAGUUCAGUGAUGGAAAUAAAACUCCCACUGCGUAAAGGAUUGAUUCAUUCCUUGGUUAGCUACGAGUUUAUUCAAACACAACAGAGCUUCUUCCCUACAGGAUACACUGUGGCUAAUCAAGCACACGUUAAAAUCUGCAAUGGGUGAAACUGCUAUGCAAUGAAGUCUUAUUUCCAUCCCUGAAGUUUAUGGCACCAUCAUAGUUCUAAUUUAUAAGGACUAUGGCCCUGCUGUAAUUUUGAUUGUAUCUAAGCCCUGAUUUAUGGCAUCUUUUUGUUUGUUUUUUUUUUCUUUUUUUAAUGCAAAUAUCAUUAAUCCUGAGAUCUAAUGUAAUAGAAAUACAGUGUUAUUCAAUACAUGUUUGUCUUUUUGUAUAAAAAAAUGCAGAUUUGUAUU